AUGCAUCCUCCACCAACGCCUCGACAACACAGCGACAGGUCUUCGCACACUGUUUCGAAAUGGACUACACCCAUCCCUCAAUGUUCACUCCCCCGAUUUGUCUUUGGCUCCCCUCGACGCUCUCCGAGUAGCCGAAAGAUCCUCAUUGAUGCCGACUCCCCUGACACGAGAGCUUUGUCGCUGGCACAAUACCGACUCCUAUCUGCUCGUGUAGCGGUGGGCUUGCAGAAACUGGGCGUCAACCCGAAAGAUCGGGUGUUGUGUGUGACCUCCAAUGCCCUCUGCUAUCCUGCGCUCCUCAUGGGCACCGUGAUGGCCGGCUGUAUCUUCGCUUCUGGACAACCUGCCCUCAACCAGGCCGAAUUCCAUCGUCUCAUCUGCUUUUCGCAACCUUCGGUAAUCUUUGCCAGCCGUGCCACCCUUCCAGUUGCCCUUCAAGCCGCGCGUCUAGCGAAUCAUCCCGAUGACCGAAUUUUCGUCUUUGAUGAUGACCUCCUAGACGGCUGCGGCGAGCCAGAAGGUCCAAUUCAGCACUGGCAAACGAUGGUGGCGUCCGAAUGGGAGGGGUCCCGAUUUUGGUACCCCUCAGUCAUCUCCUCCCAGGAGUACAACAGUACAAUUAUGCUUCUUUUUACUUCCGGCACAACUGGUGAGCCCAAGGGUGUCGAACUGUCGCAUCGCAACUACAUCGCUGCAGCAAUGGGAUACAUCCGACGAAUUUCCUCGCAUCCAGCUUGGAAGUACAACCCUCGUCUUGGAGGCCCUGAAAACGUCCGCGUGUUGGGAUCCCUUGCGAUCAACCACAGUGUGGGGCAGCGGUCAUAUUGCGCCAUCUUUCCCAGGAUGGGUGUUCCGCUGUACUUGAUGCGACGCAAUGACUUCCGAAGCAUCUGCGAGGCAGUUGAGCGGUUCCAGAUCACUGAUGCAAUCAUUCGGAGCUCUGUUCUUACCUCCAUGGCAAAGAAUGCCCCCGUUUGUCAGCAAUACGAUCUGUCAUGCCUCCGUCGUGUCGAGGCGUGUGCUGCGCCAAUGAGUCAGUUCACGAAGUUCAAGCUCGAAGGCAUGGGGAUUGGAUACGUCGCCCGAGCCUGGGGGCUUACAGAAACGGGAACUAUUACUGGGCCCGAUCCCCUGCGCCCGCCAAAGUCCGAGACGGUCGGGCAACUGAACGCCACAUACGAAGGAAAAGUAACUGAUUCCAGCGAUUCCUCGCGGACGUUGAAGACAGGAGAGGUUGGCGACAUCUGGAUCCGCACGCCAGGAUCAACUCGAGGAUACUGGAACAAUCCAGCCGCGACAGAGCAAGUGAUGGGGACAGGCGGCUGGAUCAGCACAGGAGAUGUAGGAUACGUCGAUGACGAAGGUAAUUGGUAUAUUGUCGACCGUAAAAAGGUAAUUCCUUGUAACCUUGCCGCCAGGUUUGGCAGGUAA
Aspergillus luchuensis is the source of this 1431-nucleotide messenger RNA. RefSeq lists its product as uncharacterized. Gene Ontology annotation, molecular function: CoA-ligase activity. The transcript is spliced from 2 exons. The coding region runs from base 1 to 1431 and encodes 476 amino acids. The record is from RefSeq and is a predicted model, not a curated record. NCBI's taxonomy places the organism in Eukaryota, Fungi, Ascomycota, Eurotiomycetes, Eurotiales, Aspergillaceae. Gene Ontology annotation, biological process: secondary metabolic process.